Molecule: messenger RNA, 484 nt
Organism: Staurois parvus
Lineage: Eukaryota; Metazoa; Chordata; Amphibia; Anura; Ranidae
Source: the annotation of a GenBank genome assembly
UCAUGCUGCUGCCAGGUCCAGAGUGUGUCAUGGGUCCCUGUACGGCCUCCCAUUGCUGCUGUCUCCAUCGCCACACUCUGCCAUGUGCCACUUUCAGGUCUCCUCACACUGCUGGUGGGUUCCAUUUUGUCAUAGGGUGCUGGCAGAUUACGGGCCUCCCAUUGCUGCUGCCAGGCCCGUAAUCUGCCAUGGGCCCCCGUACCGCCUCCUCAUGCUGCUGCCAGGUCCAGAGUGUGUCAUGGGUCCCUGUACGGCCUCCCAUUGCUGCUGUCUCCAUCGCCACACUCUGCCAUGUGCCACUUUCAGGUCUCCUCACACUGCUGGUGGGUUCCAUUUUUUCAUAGGGUGCUGUAUGGCCUCCCAUUGCUGCUGCCUCCACCGCCACACUGUGGCUCCACACUCUGGUUUUGGCCCCGUGACUGCCCAAAUGAGUGAAGUGUGCGGUGAUUCUAAGAUCGACGGCACUCAUCUGCAUGUCAUACUG